GAAACAGUCCUGACACAAGAGAUGGCUUGACAUGUCAUUGCCCAGCUUCGGCGCCAAAGAUGCAGGCUGGCGAAGACCCCGACCGAGCAAAGGUCAUCGAAUGGGCCUUGGACCGACCGGCUUGCCAGCGCUGCCAAUCCAGGCCAUGUGCCGAAAUCACGCUAGUACGACCUUCCUGUGGUCCCACAACGGCAAGACCAAGUCUGGCUGGAUUCAGCUUUUGCCUGGCGGAAAGCUCUCGACCACCUGGUGCUUAGGGACUUGGGAGGUCUUGGCGAACAAUCCCGAUGUGGUCGACAUGUGCUUCGGCACUUCGAGGCAUUUGUGCCACUACAAGGAUGGCGGUUUCAUCGUGGAGCAGAAGUAUGCCCUCAGGACAGGCAAGGAGAGCUACAAGCCUGGAGUGCCCAAGUCUUGUGGCUUCAUCACCCACGGGGAUGAGCGUGGCCACCGCGGGGUGCCGGGAGAGCGAGGUUACAAGAACCUGGGCCAAGGCAAGCGGAAGGACUUGAGCGAUGACGAAGCAGAAGCGAGAUCCAUGAGCUUCUUGCAGAAGGACAUGGACUUCAACGCCUUCUUCGGCGCAUGGUCGGACUGGCAAUCUAAGCGGGCAAGGUGCAUGGCGGCGAUUCCCUGGGCCAAGCCCGAGCCAGCUGCAGAGGUUGCCGAGGUGCCGCCGCUUCCGGAACCUGCCUUCGAGGUGGAUUUGCGGCAGGCGGAGGAGGCGGCUGAUGAAGCCGAGAUGGCUGCGGAGGCAGCUCGCCUCGCCUCAGCUGAAGCGGCCGCCGCUCGCACCGCUGUCGAGGCUCAAUAGCGUCUGAGCCAUCGGGAUCUCUGCAAAUUCACGGCCAUGCUCGCAUAGCGACUCUGCUUGGUGCCGUGCGGGG
This is a messenger RNA of Effrenium voratum, 887 nucleotides long. The record is from the annotation of a GenBank genome assembly. NCBI's taxonomy places the organism in Eukaryota, Dinophyceae, Suessiales, Symbiodiniaceae.